Messenger RNA from Sphenostylis stenocarpa, 1392 nucleotides. The record is from the annotation of a GenBank genome assembly. Lineage: Eukaryota; Viridiplantae; Streptophyta; Magnoliopsida; Fabales; Fabaceae.
AUGGCUAAUCAUAUUAACAUUCAUGAGCCAGUGAAGAUGUUAGAACAAUGCCAAAUUGCUCCACCAUCUUCACUUCCCUCAACCACUCUUCCUCUUACUCUCUUCGACUUUCCUUUCUUUAACGCCGACCCCAUCAAACGCAUCUUCUUCUAUGAGUUUCCCCACCCCACUCACCAUUUCCUCCAAACAGCACUUCCCAUUCUCAAACACUCUCUUUCCCUCUCUCUCCUACACUUCUUCCCCUUUGCCUCCUAUCUCAUCGUUCAACCACAACCCCAUCUCUCUCACAUCCGUUACCUUCAUGGCGAUUCUCUCUCCUUCACCGUUGCAGAGUCCACCGCAGACUUCACUCUCCUCACCUCCGAUUCACCUCAAGACGUUCGAAACUUUCACCCUCUUGUUCCCGCGUUGUCUCCCCCACGUGUUGAGCAAGAUGGCACCCGUGUGUUCCCUCUCAUGGCUAUUCAAGUCACGGUCCUCCCAAAUUCUGGCCUCGCCAUAUGUCUCACCGUCAACCAUGUUGUUGGGGAUGGCAAAUCUCUUCAUCAUUUCGUCAAGUUUUGGGCUUCUCUUUGCAAGGCAGGAGGGGACUUGGCUUCCCUAGAAACCUCUUUGUCUCUUCCUUCGCAUGAGCGGGACAGAAUUAAAGACCCAAAAGGCCAUAAGCUCCUUUUCUCCGAAAUAUUUGCGAUUAGUGAACCAAAAAGAGAAAGAACUGAGUUCGCAGGGGUCAAGGAUCGCUUCACUGUUGUAUUGAGUCGUGAACAAACUGAGACAUUAAAGAAAUGGGUCUCUCUUAAAUGUGGCAUCUACGAUUCCCGGGCAUUACACAUAUCAACCUUUGUGGUAACAUGCUCCUUGAUUUGGGUUUGCAUGGUUGUAUCAGAGGAGAGCAAACAAGACUCUGAUGAACUGUGCUACUUGUGGAUUCCAGCUGAUUCUCGUGAUCGUCCUGAAUUUUCGUUAACUUCAACGUACUUUGGGAACUGUCUAACCGCUUGCAUGGUGGCAAUUAAGAGGAGUGAGAUAGUGGGAGAAAAUGGGAUCGUUGCAGUGGCAAAUGGCAUUGAAAGGGAAAUUAGAGAUUUCAAGAGUGAUGCUUUGAGAAAGGCUGAAAUGUUGGUGUCAGAUUAUAGAGAACAUGUGAAACCUGGUAAAUCUGUGUUGAUAAUUGCGGGGUCACCAAAACUGGGUGUAUACCAAACUGAUUUUGGAUGGGGUAAGCCCAAGAAAUGUGAAGCAGCACACGUUGAAUCGUCAGAAGCAAUUUCUCUUUCAGAUUGUAGAGACGAAAAAGGUGGAAUUGAGGUGGGAUUGGCGCUGGAAAGAAAUCGAAUUGAUAAGUUCACCAGCAUCUUGGAAGACCAUCUCAAUAAUAUUAAUAAAUUCUGA